This is a messenger RNA of Anisakis simplex (herring worm), 1572 nucleotides long. The record is from the annotation of a GenBank genome assembly. NCBI's taxonomy places the organism in Eukaryota, Metazoa, Nematoda, Chromadorea, Rhabditida, Anisakidae.
CAGUCAAAUUCAUUGACACCCUCACUGAGAUGUAAGAGUGAAGGCUCGUGUCGACCAGUGCAAAACAGUUCAAUGAGUAUUUCAAACUUCACCAGAGCUCGUUCGUCGAGCGAUGUCUCACUUAAUAUGGCUCAUUUCGAUUCUCGACAACAAUCCGCAUCACGGUCUGUCAAUGCUGCUGCAGUGUUACCUCCGUUUGAGCCAACUCAAACACCGCCACAAGCUGUCAGCGUUAACCCUCUGUUUCAUUCAUUGCAAAAACAUGGAUCGGAAGGAGCAGUGGUAUAUAUGGAACAUGCUUAUGCACAAACUCGAGAAAUGUCCUCGAAACUGAUCGAUUCCUUCAACGCACCUCCACCACCCGUACCGUUUCUGAUCUCGUCUCAGAAUCGUACUGUUGAUUCAUUAGAGUCACAGUCUAGCAGUUCGUGCGCAGCACACGACGAUCCACUGUCGUUAGUGGAAACACAACAGCAGCAAGGUGGUGGGUCAAUCGCGUCGAAUGACAGCAAUAAAGCACGUUUUCAUUUGCAUAAUUCAAGGAAUGCAAUUUUGAAGAAUCAAUCUGAAACAACGAACACUGCUGAUACAUCGCAAUCGAAUUUUGUCUCAGCGCAUUCUUUCGUUCGCGUCGAUCCGUCUCUAUCAUCAUCAUUACCACGACGUAAUGAAGAGACGUUUCCAUUAUCGAACUGGGUCAACGAUACAAAGUUGACAUCGAGCAUGCUAGCGAACAGUAGUCGACUGUGGUUGAAUGAAUACAAUCACUCAACAACUGACCAUCCUCAUAGUGCACUAACGAUUGCUGAUAAUCACCGUAUCAGUGCAAAUGAUGCGUCGAUAUUGCAGUCGUUCGAAGGAUGUUCUGCGACACGACGAGAUAUGAUACUAGCAUCAGAGCACGAUGAAAUGAAGUGUCUUCUUGAUCAAUCAAGACAUCGUGGUGAGUUGACGAUUUUGGAGAAAUAUCGAUAUGAUCUUAGUCGAGCGCAACUUAAGGCCAGCUCAAGAACAUCGGCACUUUUGGCUGGUUUUGCAAUGGUAGCCUUAGUAGAGCUGCAAUAUGAGUCCACAACACCUCCAUUUCUGCUGAUAUUGUUGGGUGUUGUGACCACUCUGCUUGUCUCAGUACAUUUACUCGCGUUGAUGAUGUCCACUUGUAUAUUACCUUACAUCGAAGCUAAUGGAUGUACACAAGACUCACCUCAUAUACGACUCAAGUUCUACAUUGAUCUGUCAUGGUUGUUCAGCACUUGUAUUGGAUUGGUAUUAUUUUUGGUUGAAAUUGGAGUCAUCUUCUUUGUGAAAUUCAACGCGGUCAAUUACGAAACUGCUGCUUAUAUUACAACCGCUAUGUUAAUACCAGUGCUGAUAAUCUUCACAGUAUUUUCGUGUUUAAUCCAUAAGAAUCGAUUUAUACAUUCAAUGGAUCGAGUGGACACGAAGGUGAACGAUCUGCAGAAAUUUUUAAACGACAACGAAUCAUCAGUAGCACUACAGAAGAUAGCAACAUCCGUGCCACGUCAUCCUAUGAUUGGUUCGGAUUUACAGGAGGUCACGGUUGUUACUUGA